Molecule: messenger RNA, 1496 nt
Organism: Hemicordylus capensis (graceful crag lizard)
Lineage: Eukaryota; Metazoa; Chordata; Lepidosauria; Squamata; Cordylidae
Product: sulfotransferase 1B1-like
Exons: 8
Coding region: 186-1076 (296 amino acids)
Biological process (GO): sulfation
Cellular component (GO): cytoplasm
Molecular function (GO): sulfotransferase activity
Source: RefSeq, a predicted model, not a curated record
CUCCCAUGCAGUUCAUGCAACUGGGACCUUUGGUUGGCUUGGCUGUUUUCCCGUGGCUUUCUUAUUUUCUUCCGUUUGCGAAGAAAGUCUCCUCACAAUCCCCUCCCUGUUUAUAUCCCUGUAGAAAUCAUGCUGCCUUGUUACUAGUCUUUUUUCACCACUAAGGCAAUAUUAGCAGAGGAAGGAUGGCCCCCCCAGAUUCUUACCUUCGACAGGACUGGCAGAUGAUCCGUGGUGUUCCCAUGGUCUGUGCAUUUUCCUUUGAUUGGGACAGGAUAGACAAGUUCCAGAGUCGACCUGAUGAUAUUGUGAUAUCUACAUACCCCAAAUCUGGUACCACCUGGGUGAGUGAAAUUGUGGACAUGAUUCUGCAUGACGGUGACCCUGACAAAUGCAAACGUGAUGCAAUUUUCAAUAAAGUGCCUAUGCUGGAAUUUGCUGCCCCAGGACGGAUGCCACCAGGCACUGAACAACUAGCUCAGAUGCCAUCUCCUCGAGUGGUGAAGACCCACCUCCCAAUCAACCUUCUCCCGAAAUCCUUCUGGGAAAAUGGCUGCAAGAUGAUCUAUGUGGCUCGCAAUGCAAAGGAUGUUGCUGUCUCCUUUUACCACUUUGACUUAAUGAACAAACUGCAUCCAGAUCCUGGCACUUGGGAUGAGUACCUGGAGAAAUAUAUGGUGGGUAGAGUAGCUUUUGGCUCCUGGUACGACCAUGUGAAAAGCUGGUGGGAUAAGAGGAAUGACCACUGCAUCUUAUACCUGUUUUAUGAGGACAUGAAAGAGGAUCCGAAGCGUGAGAUUAAGAAAGUCAUACAUUUCUUGAAAAAGGACUUAGCAGAAUCGGUUGUGGAUAAGAUUGUCUAUAGCACUUCUUUUGACAUGAUGAAGGAUAACCCUGCCACAAACUACAGGAUGGCUCCAGCUACUGUGAUGGAUCAUAGUGUCUCCCCAUUCAUGCGCAAGGGGAUUGCUGGUGACUGGAAGAAUCACUUUACUGUAGCUCAGAAUGAAAAAUUUGAUGAAGAUUAUAAGAGGAAAAUGGCAGACACGACAUUGUCAUUCCGAACAGAGAUUUGAAACUUCUUUUAGUUCCCAGUUUUAUCAUCAGAGUUGACGCUCUGCAGUUCACAGAAUUUGUCAUUUGGUAGAGAAUUUUGAUUCCUGCAGAUCUUGGAUUUUAAUUAAAGAGAAUUAUGUGUUACACUUUUGGAGAAAUGUGCACAUGGUGCCUGGAAAAGUCUUCAAUGCUGAGGGGCCAGAUCUUUUAUGCAUUGUGUGGGCAGUCUCUGUUUCCUUUCACAUGGGCUCUGCUCACGUUUCUCUGUCCUUCUCCUGUGCCUUACUUUUCCAGUGUUUCCGUUCUGCAACAAUGCUACUUCUUAAGAGCAAAAGCCCUUACUACUCUGAAAAAAAGAUGACUUGAGUUAUGCAACAAGAGAAUUCAAACAUAUUAUGCAAAUUAACACAAUACAGUAAAUAAUUAUUUUAACUGUCAAA